Molecule: messenger RNA, 1387 nt
Organism: Bactrocera dorsalis (oriental fruit fly)
Lineage: Eukaryota; Metazoa; Arthropoda; Insecta; Diptera; Tephritidae
Exons: 2
Coding region: 65-1330 (421 amino acids)
Source: RefSeq, a predicted model, not a curated record
AUUUAGUUGUCUCUACAACUCGGUUGAGCUUAGCAGUGAUCGCAUUGUAUUUGAUUUAAUUAAAAUGAAGGAAACAACUGAGUCAAUUUUAACUUGGUUAACAAAGGAAUACUUCGAGACAAUUUUGCGCGAAUACAAAAAAGACAAAGGACUCAUUGUAACAAAUAUUAGUGACUCUAGCGGAACAUCAAAAGGUGAUAGUUUCAUUAGUACUUUAACGCGUUUUAAAGUAGAAUUCCUGGAGUCAAAUUGCAAGGAGACGCGUCAGGGAUUUUACAUCGCAAAAACUAAUUAUGAGGGUGAUCCAGUCAUUGCUAGAUUUAUGAAUGAUUUCGAUGUUUACAACAGAGAAAUGCUUAUGUAUAAACAGAUUCUACCACAAAUGACCGCAUUAUUGGUAGAAAUAGGGGAUGACGACAAGCUCUUUGCUGAUACAAUACAUGUGGAUUUCGAACGAUCAGUUAUAAUUUUUGAAGAUUUGUCGGCGUCAGACUUUAUCGUAGGUGAUCGUAUAGCCGGGCUGGAUGAGUCGCAAGCUCGGCUAACCUUGAGGAAACUGGCUAAAUUUCAUGCUACUUCCGCUGUGCUUAACGAACGCACUCCAAAGAUUUUGACAAAUUUACAAGGUGGGUUUCUCAGACGUACAAACCGCGCCUUUCAACCUUUCCACGAAGGCAUGGUUGAGGUAUGUGCAAAUUUCGCUGACAAUUGUGAGGAAUUGGGGCCUUACUACAAAGAGAAAUUACUCAAACUGAAGCCCUAUAUAUUCGAGUAUUCUGUGCGGAGUUUUGAUCCUAAAGAGGGGCAUUUUCUCACGCUCAUUCAUGGCGACAUUUGGACCACUAAUAUAAUGUUCUCAUUUGAAGAGCAUGGCGACAAUAAUCGCACAAAGCACGUUAAGGAUGCACGCUUAAUUGAUUUUCAAUUUAGUAAUUGGUCAUCGCCAGCCGGAGAUUUACAUUAUCUAAUUAACACUUCCUUUGAAAACCAACUGCGUUUACAUCGUCAGGACGAAUUAAUUCAAUAUUACCAUGAGGUUUUAACUAGCACACUACACAAGCUAACAUAUGGUGGGCAUAUUCCUUCCUUACACGAGCUCUGUGUUCAAUUGGAGGAUCGACGUUUCUACGCAUUAACAUCUACGAUAGUAAACCAACCGCUCCAGAUCUGUGAAAAUAGUGACGAUUCAGACCUUAAUAGCUUAACCGAGGUUAAUGAGCGUUCCAAAAAAUUUUAUAAAGGAUUGUAUACCAAUAAAAAGGUGCAAAAUAUAAUCAAAGCACUACUACCAUAUUUCGAUCGAAAGGGACUUCUAGAUGUAUCUGAUUAGAUUUGACCGUAAGAAUGAUAUAUUGCUCUGUACAAAUAAAAUAAUCUUUAAGUUACA